Messenger RNA from Urocitellus parryii (Arctic ground squirrel), 1360 nucleotides. RefSeq names its product limb and CNS expressed 1 like (gene Lix1l). Gene Ontology annotation, cellular component: cytoplasm. Gene Ontology annotation, biological process: autophagosome maturation. The record is from RefSeq and is a predicted model, not a curated record. NCBI's taxonomy places the organism in Eukaryota, Metazoa, Chordata, Mammalia, Rodentia, Sciuridae.
UGGGCUGGCUGGGACCGUUAGCUCGCCAGGCUGGCAGGCUCCGGGCCCUCCUCCGCUGGCCGUCGGGAUGGAGACGAUGCGAGCACAACGACUGCAGCCCGGAGUGGGCACCAGCGGAAGGGGGACUCUUCGAGCGCUGCGCCCCGGGGUGACUGGGGCCGCGGCCACCGCCGCCACACCCCCAGCGGGCCCCCCGCCGGCCCCACCGCCCCCGGCACCGCCCCCGCCGCCGCUCCUCCUGUCCGGGGCCCCCGGAAUGCCCCUGCCGCCCGGCGCCGCCGGCAGCCCCGCGGUGCUGCGCGAGGCGGUGGAGGCCGUGGUGAGGAGCUUCGCCAAGCACACGCAGGGCUACGGCCGAGUGAAUGUGGUGGAGGCGCUUCAGGAAUUCUGGCAGAUGAAACAGUCCCGUGGGGCUGACUUGAAAAAUGGAGCUCUAGUGGUUUAUGAGAUGGUUCCCUCCAACAGCCCUCCCUAUGUCUGCUAUGUCACCCUACCUGGGGGAAGUUGCUUUGGGAGUUUCCAGUUUUGCCCCACAAAAGCGGAGGCCAGGAGGAGUGCUGCAAAGAUUGCAUUAAUGAACUCUGUGUUUAAUGAACAUCCUUCCCGAAGAAUCACUGAUGAGUUCAUUGAGAAGAGUGUCUCUGAGGCCCUGGCAUCUUUCAAUGGCAACAGGGAGGAAGCUGACAACCCAAAUACAGGCAUUGGUGCCUUCCGAUUUAUGUUAGAAUCCAACAAGGGCAAGUCAAUGUUGGAGUUCCAGGAGCUAAUGACAGUGUUUCAACUGUUGCACUGGAAUGGCAGCCUUAAGGCCAUGAGGGAAAGACAGUGCUCUCGGCAGGAGGUGUUGGCUCAUUAUUCCCACCGAGCCCUAGAUGACGAUAUUCGCCACCAAAUGGCCUUGGACUGGGUGAGCCGGGAGCAGAGUGUGCCCGGGGCACUUUCUAGAGAGCUGGCCUCCACUGAACGGGAAUUGGAUGAAGCCCGGCUGGCAGGCAAGGAGCUGCGCUUCCACAAGGAGAAGAAAGAUAUUCUCAUGCUGGCUGCUGGGCAGUUGGGCAAUAUGCAUUCUUCCAACUGCUAGGCAUCUACCUUCAUACUCCCUCUCCUUUCUCCUUUCCUGGACCUUUUUUGUAUGUCUCCUCUCUAAGACUUAGGAUGAUUUCUGUACAUACUUACUCAAUUUUAUACUUUAAAAUAUAUAUAUAUAUGUAUAAACCACACCUGGAUUCCCAUUUGCUAGGAGAUCUCUUUUCUAACUUCCAGGUUUGGGGACCUCUCCAUUCACUUUAUGAGAAAGAGCAGGCUGUCUUUGGAGCUUGUACACUUCCAGAUUAAUUCUGUAUAGUCAUUUCACUAACAC